UUGCUACCGCCACACCGAUAACCUUCGCCGAUGCCCCUUUUUUCGUACGGGAGUUCAAGCGAUUUAUAAACGAAAGGCGAUCGCGCAGCGAUCUCAGUCCGGAAAGGCUCGCGUAGUUCGGUAGAUUGGAAGUUAUGUUCCUGUUGGUGAUCGUCACGUUGAUCGCGUUGUUGGCGCUGUACGAGUGGUAUUUGCGGCAACGUGAUGGAUACCGUGCUGCUCGGGAGUACCCCGGUGGAACGAUGUUUCCGGUGUUGGGGAAUCUACUGGAAGUGUUGAUCAAGGAUACGGUGCAGACGUUUAACUAUGCGCGAACGAAUGCCCUGAAGUAUGGGCGAUCGUAUCGGCAGUGGAUAUUCGGAAGCGUGAUACUGAAUGUGAUUAGAGUUCGCGAAGCGGAGCCAAUUCUGUCCAGCACGAAGCACACCCGGAAGAGCAUACUGUAUCGGUUCUUGGAGCCGUUGAUGGGCGAUGGGCUGCUGUGUAGCAAGGGUAGCAAGUGGCAGGCGCGACGGAGGAUAUUGACCCCGGCAUUCCAUUUCAGCAUCCUGAACGACUUUCUGCAGGUGUUCCAGGAGGAGGCGGAAAAGUUGAUGACGUUGCUGAAUGGUCCUGCCGAUUCAGGAGAAGAGGUCGUGCUGCAGUCGAUCGUUACCAGGUUCACGCUGAACACUAUCUGUGAAACGGCGAUGGGUGUUAAGCUGGAUUCGUACAAUGGAGCAGAUACGUAUCGAUCGCAGGUGUAUGACGUGGGUGAAAGGAUCGUUCACAGAACGAUGACUCCGUGGUUGUACGAUGAUGGGGUCUACAACCUACUGGGGUAUCAGAAGCCUUUGGAAGAUGCAAUAGAACCAAUUCAUGACUUCACCCGAAGCAUAAUCCGACAGAAGCGUGAGCAGUUGAUACAAGAUUCGACGAUCUCCAACGUGCCUGUAGAUGGAAUAUACGGAUCGAAGCAACGGUACGCCAUGUUGAACACUCUGUUGAUGGCCGAAGCAAGCGGUGGUAUAGAUGAAGAAGGCAUACGCGAAGAAGUGGACACCUUUAUGUUCGAAGGACAUGACACAACGGCAGCCGGAUUGAUCUUCUCGAUUCUGUUGCUGGCGACAGAGCAGGAAGCUCAACAACGUGUUUACAAUGAACUUUUGGAAGCUCGUAGUACCAAAUCAGAGGCUGAUGCUUUCACCAUAGCAGAUUACAACAACCUGAAGUACUUGGAUCGAUUCGUAAAGGAAGUACUUCGGUUGUAUCCUCCAGUAUCGUUCAUCUCGCGGUAUCUGUCUGGACCAUUGGAAGUUGAUUCAACGACCUUUCCGCACGGUACCAUCGCACACAUACACAUCUACGAUCUGCAUCGUGAUCCGGAUCAGUUUCCCGACCCGGAGCGGUUUGAUCCCGACAGGUUCCUGCCGGAAGUCUCCGCCAAGAGGAAUCCAUACGCAUACGUACCGUUCAGCGCAGGUCCUAGGAACUGUAUCGGACAGAAAUACGCUCUGCUAGAGAUGAAAACCGUACUCUGCGCUCUGCUGAUCAACUAUCACAUUCUGCCGGUGACUACGCGGCAAGAGGUGAUCUUCAUGGCAGAUCUGGUACUGCGGGCAAAGACGCCGAUCAAGGUUCGAUUCGCUAAGCGAAAGACGAAUACAAAGUGUAAAAUGGAUUUCUCGGCAAGUUGGUGGUUUGCUGUGCUACUAAUCAUAAUAGUUCUUCUAGUGUAUGAGGUAAUUGACAAAAAUGGGCGUAUAUUUCGGGCAAUCAACAAAUUUCCAGGGCCUCCAUGUUUGCCACUCAUCGGAAAUCUGAGUGAGAUUCUCUUCAUGGAUCAAGCGACGACCUGGCAAUGGGCCCGCAAGUGGCCCAAGCGAUACGGAGGAACCUAUCGGUUCUGGUUCAAUAGCUCACUGUACGUGCUGAAUGUGAUCCGGGUUCGCGAAGCCGAGCCAAUCCUGUCCAGCACCAAGCACAUUGACAAGAGUGAAUUCUACAAAUUUCUACAUCCCUUUUUGGGCCUGGGUUUGCUCAACAGUACCGGAUCCAAGUGGAUGCACCGUCGACGAAUUCUAACGCCUUCAUUCCACUUCAACAUACUGAACGGGUUCCAUCGUACAUUUGUGGAAGAAUGCGAUCAACUGAUGAUCACACUUGGUGAACACGUUGACAAAGGUGUAGCAACGGCCUUACAACCCGUCAUGUCCAAGUUCACACUGAAUACCAUCUGCGAAACCUCUAUGGGAGUGAAGUUAUCCACGGUAUCGGGAGCAGACGUAUACCUCACGAAGCUUUAUGAAAUCGGUGAAGUCUUGGCUUACCGUUUGACGCGACCAUGGUUGCUGAGCGACUUCAUCUGUCGGUUAACAGGUUAUAAAGCUGCCUUAGAUAAGCUGCUUCUUCCAGUUCAUUCCUUUACGACAGGCAUCAUCAACAAGAAAAGAGAACAGUUCCUGGCGGAAUAUAAGGAACAUACCGGUGAGCUAACCGAAGAAAAUAUUUAUCUCAACCCGAAGAAGCGAUACGCUAUGCUGGAUACGCUACUUCUCGCCGAACAGAAUCAACUCAUCGACGAAGCAGGUAUUCGCGAGGAAGUGGACACGUUCGCCUACGAGGGUCACGAUACCACGGCAGCUGCCCUGAUCUUCAUCUUUUUCACUCUGGCACGUGAACAAGCAGUCCAAGAUCGAAUCUUCUCUGAAAUCUUACACAUCUACAACAAUAAACCCCAAUCGAAUCGAGCAUUCACACCGCAAGACUACACCGAGAUGAAGUUUCUGGACCGGGCACUGAAGGAAUGUCUUCGCCUGUGGCCACCGGUGACCUUCAUAUCGCGGAGCAUUUCGGAGGAUAUCGUCCUCGACGACGGCAACCUUAUCCCGGCAGGUUGUGUUGCGAACAUUUUCAUUAUGGAUAUGCACCGGGAUCCGGAGCAGUUUCCCGAUCCGGAUCGAUUCGACGCGGACCGGUUCCUACCGGAGGAGGUUGACCGGAGAAAUCCGUACGCCUAUGUGCCGUUCAGUGCGGGACCGAGAAACUGUAUCGGGCAGAAGUACGCCAUGAUGGAGCUCAAGGUUGUGGUGGUGAAUGCACUGCUGAGGUUCCGAGUUCUUCCGGUGACCCGACUGGAGGAGAUCAACUUUGUGGCGGACUUGGUCCUAAGGAGCACCAACCCGAUUGAGGUUAGGUUUGAGAGGAGGUAGUUAGAAGUGGUGUGGAUCAGUGACAACGUGAUAACGUCUGGAGGAAAUUUCUCUAAGGUAAAAGUUUGGCGGAAUCUCGAAAAACAAAAUGUCUUAUAACUUCAAAAAUAAAUAGGAAAAUAUGAAAAAUAAAAAAGCUA
Aedes albopictus (Asian tiger mosquito) is the source of this 3331-nucleotide messenger RNA. RefSeq lists its product as uncharacterized. The record is from RefSeq and is a predicted model, not a curated record. Gene Ontology annotation, molecular function: oxidoreductase activity, acting on paired donors, with incorporation or reduction of molecular oxygen; iron ion binding; heme binding. The transcript is spliced from 8 exons. The coding region runs from base 135 to 3191 and encodes 1018 amino acids. NCBI's taxonomy places the organism in Eukaryota, Metazoa, Arthropoda, Insecta, Diptera, Culicidae.